AUGUUGAUACACUAUGGAGCUGCCGCAUUGUACAUAAUCACUGUCAACAUUGGCAUUAUCGGCAAUGGAUGGGUAAUUUCGUCUGUGUUAAGAAGUCGUCGCCCAAAAACGAACGCCAAUCAAUCGUCACCAUCGGAUCGAUUAAGAAUGUACAUUGCUUGUUUGGCCACCGUCGAUUUAACGGUUUUGAUGGCGCUCCUCGUACGCACUUUGUACCUAUUAUUACCAGAAAUGCGUUUGGAUAUAAUGAGCUGUAAAGCGGUGUUUCUUCUGGAAAUGGCGGUGAAAUUCGGCUCGAUUACGUGCCUCUCGUGCAUUUCAAUUGAAAGAUAUGUGACGAUUCGGAAACCCUUUUCGACAAAGAUUCGAAAACGCUUGAUCCAGCUGAUUCCGUUGGUCGGUGUGCUGGUGAUGACAUCGAUCUUGAUCGCUAUCUUUACAGAGACCUACUCAGUGACAGUGACGUCAGAGGCUCGAAACUGUGUGCUGCGAUGGCCGAAAUCGACGAGUGGAUGGCCGAGAGUGGCUGGCAUUGUGAUCGCAUGUGCUUUCACUUUAUUAUUAGCGGUGAUCGCUUCAAAUUACGGUCAAAUCGUGCGGCAUGUGCGCCGAAAAUUCGCCAAGAGAAAGCAACGGGUGGUGGCCAACUCGCAACGAGCAAGCGAGGUAAACGAGCCGCGGUACAUGCGAGAGAUGACAAAUGCGAUUAUAAGAGUUGGCGUCUUUCAUGUCGUCUGCUAUGGCCCUUUCUGUCUACUCCAAUUUGUCCCUUCUGAAGCAAUCUACUCUCAACUUCUUUCCUCAUUACGACAAUUUGAUAACUUUAAGGAUUUCAGUCCACUUCAAUGCGCACUUUUCAUCAUCAAUUGGUUAACGUACGCGAAUGCAGCUGGUGAUUGGGUUUUCUAUGCGGCAUUGAAUCGAGAUCUCAGGAAUUUGAUACGGCUAAUGUCUGAGCGACGAAAGCGAUCAACUCUCUCUCAAAAUUGCUCACCAUCAAAUUUACAUCGAAGUUUACGACAACAGGUGGCUUCAUCGCUUCGCUUCUUUCAAUCGAUUAACAGCUAUCGAUCAUCAGCUGGUGGCUCAUUCGACGAGACGAUGGUCACUGAUGGACGACAUCCGUCAAUGGGGCUCCCGUUGGGCACGCACAGCUCAAAAUCCACUCCGAAAACUUCACUCCUCUCCACGAAUUCUACUCAUCAAGAUUCCCCUCGUUUAUAUUUAUUAAAAAAACAAUCGAGUAGCCUCUUCGCUGAUGAUAUUAUGGUU
This is a messenger RNA of Mesorhabditis belari, 1272 nucleotides long. The record is from the annotation of a GenBank genome assembly. Lineage: Eukaryota; Metazoa; Nematoda; Chromadorea; Rhabditida; Rhabditidae.